Messenger RNA from Nannospalax galili (Upper Galilee mountains blind mole rat), 942 nucleotides. Its product is annotated as olfactory receptor 52E4-like. The transcript has a single exon. Gene Ontology annotation, cellular component: membrane. Gene Ontology annotation, biological process: G protein-coupled receptor signaling pathway. Gene Ontology annotation, molecular function: G protein-coupled receptor activity; olfactory receptor activity. Lineage: Eukaryota; Metazoa; Chordata; Mammalia; Rodentia; Spalacidae. The coding region runs from base 4 to 942 and encodes 312 amino acids. The record is from RefSeq and is a predicted model, not a curated record.
AGGAUGUCCUCCAUCAAUGACUCCACCUCACACCCCAUGCCCUUCCUUCUGCUGGGCAUUCCUGGUCUGGAAGCUUUCCAUAUCUGGAUUGCCUUCCCUUUCUUCCUUGUAUAUCUGAUAGCUGUGGUGGGGAAUGUCACAAUCCUGUGUGUGAUCAAGAAUGAGCAGAGUCUUCACCAGCCCAUGUUCUACUUCCUUGCGCUCCUCUCUUUCAUCGAUCUAGGCCUUUCCACGUCCACCAUUCCCAAGAUGUUGGGCAUCUUCUGGUUCAACCUGAGGGAGAUAAGCUUUGAAGGCUGCCUGAUUCAAAUGUUCUUCAUUCACACCUACACAGGCAUGGAGUCUGUUGUACUUUUGGCCAUGGCAAUUGAUCGCUAUGUUGCCAUCUGCUACCCACUGAGAUACACUUCUAUCCUUACCAACAAGAUGGUAGCCAUCAUGGUCUCUGUUGUAGUUGGGAGGCCUGUCUUCCUUGUCAUCCCUUUCUGUCCACUUCUCAAGAGACUGCCCUUCUGUGGACACUACAUUAUCCCUCAUACAUACUGUGAACAUAUGGGAAUUGCUCGUCUAGCCUGUGCUAGCAUCAGGGUGAACAUCAUAUAUGGCUUGUUUACCAUUGCUGCCCUGAUUUUUGAUCUGAUUCUCAUCGUCCUCUCCUAUGUGCAGAUCUUACAGGCUGUCUUCCACCUUCCUUCCAGGGAUGCCAGGGUCAAAGCCCUCAGCACGUGCGGCUCCCACGUCUGUGUCAUCUUAGCCUUUUACACACCAGCAUUUUUCUCCUUCAUGACCCAUCGGUUUGGUAGAAAUAUACCACGGUACAUUCAUAUCCUCCUGGCCAAUCUCUAUGUGGUUGUUCCUCCCUGUUUGAAUCCAGUCAUCUAUGGAGUGAGGACCAAACAAAUCAGGGAAGGUGCUAUGAGGAUAUUUGUAAAGAAAGUGUAA